AUGGAUCUUGAAACAGCGUCAGAAUGCAACACUACAGCAAACUUCACCGUAAAUGUUUCGUCCUGUCCCCAACCUAUACCAGCGCCGCCAUCAGGACCCAUCGUCAAUCCUUACAACGAGUUCUACAAGUUCGCUUUUGGUUCCGCAAUCUACAUGAUCAUUGUCUCAUUUAUAAACGUCGUGGCAAAUGGCUUUUUACUUCUGGUUUUCUUCAUUGAUCCUUUGAAAAUUUUUCGCAACGCCACCACUUAUUUCCUGAUCGGUAUUGCCUUCGUUGAUAUUUUCAUUGCCGCAACGCAACAACCCAUGUACAGCACAUGUUUCAUAAUGAUGCAUAUUCGUCACCCUGACACUGUUAAAACAUGUACAGAUCUCUUGAACAUAGGACAAACGAUGUCGCUUACUGCCAUGAACGCGUCUUUUCUUAUCGUAUUGGCCUUUACUGUCACACAGUACAUUGUGGUGAUUUCACCUCUGAAUCACGCGCGAAAGGUGACGAAAACGCGCGUGAUCAUCUGCGUGUUAGCCAUUUACGCCUAUGCUAUACUGUUCAGUGUAUCUCCAGAAAUGGGCGUCCCCAGAGAUAUCCAACAAAAAAUUGAUAACACGUUUCACUCCAUCGCCCUGAUAUAUCUGACCAUAAUCUUCUACAUCCUCCUGUACAUUGCUUUCAAGAAAAAAAUGGCCGCUUCUAAGCGUCUUCGAGAAGACCGCAGCACGCAAGAGGAAGAAAAGAAUGAUAGGCAAACGGGUGUGGAGCGUAAGUUUAUCAUUGUCAAUUUCCUUCUGAUUGCCAUCUUGUUUCUGACCUCUCAGCCUUCAGCCAUGUUGUGGAUUAUCCGUUUGUACUCCAACGAAGAUGUUAACAGUCCAAAAGUUUUGAUUAUCAAUCUCUGGGUUGAUAACAUGCUUUACGUGAAAUUCCUGCUUGACCCGUUUGUGUACGCGUGGAGAAUUCCCAAAUAUCGCCAGGCUCUUAGGAUCAUGCUGCGCUGUGGCGGAGAGGAGACUAGGAACAAGUCAACGUCCAGUGAACUCGUUAUGGCCCGGAUGAGCACUUCACGUGAGACUGUCAUCACUCUUGACUUGAAGAGGAUUUUCCCUAAAUAA
Orbicella faveolata is the source of this 1110-nucleotide messenger RNA. RefSeq lists its product as uncharacterized. Lineage: Eukaryota; Metazoa; Cnidaria; Anthozoa; Scleractinia; Merulinidae. Gene Ontology annotation, molecular function: G protein-coupled receptor activity. Gene Ontology annotation, biological process: G protein-coupled receptor signaling pathway. Gene Ontology annotation, cellular component: plasma membrane. The record is from RefSeq and is a predicted model, not a curated record.